Molecule: messenger RNA, 3498 nt
Organism: Candoia aspera
Lineage: Eukaryota; Metazoa; Chordata; Lepidosauria; Squamata; Candoiidae
Gene: PLPP1
Product: phospholipid phosphatase 1
Exons: 6
Coding region: 208-1068 (286 amino acids)
Biological process (GO): phospholipid metabolic process; signal transduction; phospholipid dephosphorylation
Cellular component (GO): plasma membrane
Molecular function (GO): phosphatidate phosphatase activity
Source: RefSeq, a predicted model, not a curated record
CAUUAGUGGCGGCGCUUCGGGUGUCAGGCGGCGCCACUGGGCGGAGAACCUGCGCGCCCGGGCUGCCCCGUUUUUCCCUGCCCACCUCCGCUGGCCCUGAGGCUGAGGCAGCUGAGCUGAGCUCUCCGGCUCGCCCCUCCUGCCAGCCUAGCCUCGUCCCGGCCGAGCUUCGGUUGAGGGCGGCGCCGUCACCACCGCAGCUUCAAGAUGUUUGACAAGACGCGGCUCCCUUAUGUGGCGCUGGAUGUGGUCUGCGUGGUCCUAGCUGGCUUACCCCUUGCUGUUCUAAACUUGGCAAAAAUAAAGCCGUACCAGAGGGGCUUUUUCUGUAAUGAUGACAGCAUCAGCUACCCGUUCCAUGACAGUACCGUCACAUCUACUGUCCUCUACAUAGUGGGAUUCACUGUGCCCAUUUGCUCUAUAAUCAUAGGAGAGACCCUUUCAGUAUAUCACAACUGUUUGCACUCUAAUUCAUUUGUGCGAAAUAACUACAUUGCUGCUAUUUACAAGGCUCUGGGGACAUUCCUUUUUGGUGCAGCUGUUAGCCAAUCUUUGACAGACAUUGCCAAAUACUCUAUAGGUAGACUGAGGCCUCACUUCCUGGACAUAUGUAAACUGGAUUGGCAUCGUAUCAACUGCAGCGCUGGUUACAUUGAAAACUUCAAAUGCCUUGGAGACAAAGCAAAGGUUAAUGAAGGAAGACUGUCAUUUUACUCUGGACAUUCGUCAUUCUCCAUGUAUUGCAUGCUGUUCCUAGCACUUUAUCUUCAGGCCAGAAUGAAAGGUGACUGGGCAAGACUUUUGCGUCCCACAGUCCAGUUUGGACUUAUUUCUGCAUCUAUCUACGUGGGCCUCUCCCGCGUUUCUGAUUACAAACAUCACUGGAGCGAUGUGUUGACUGGACUCAUCCAGGGAGCACUGGUAGCAGCACUCAUCGUUGUGUAUGUCUCAGAUUUCUUCAAAGAGAGAGGCCGUACGUUUAAACAGAAGGAGGAAGAAGAUUCACAUACAACUCUACAUGAGACACCUACCAAUGGAAAUCACUAUGGCAGUAAUCAUCAGCCAUGAUAGGUUCAAGAGCUAUUAUCCUGUGGAAUCUUCUGCUGUUUAAAAGGAAAAUUUCACAAAUAUUUCUGGUCUAUGUGAAAAACAUAAAUAAAGUAAAUGCCUUUUGAAGGGACUGCCGCUGCUAUACCUCUUGGAUGCUCACUUUACAUGUAUAUAGUUAACAACAAUGUAUCUAAAAACCUCAAAUUUCUAUUGGAUCAAGCGUAUGCUUUAUAAACACAGCAUCCUGGCUAUUUUUUAAAUUAAAAUAAUGUGUGAUACUCAUAUACAAACAGCAACAGAACACAUUCAGAGUAAGAAUUUGUCUUGCUUGGGAAGAGGAAGCACUGGUCAUUUUAGUGGCUCUUUCUUGGAGCUACUGCUGCAGAAUGAAUGCUGUUGAGACACCACUAUAGGAACGCACUUCUUAUAGGUAAAGACUUGCAGCAAACACAAUGUCUCUCUUGAUUUUUGUAAUUCCUGUUGAGAAUAGAAAAAGGAAAUAAUAUCCAAUCUUAAGGGCAUAGUCGUACCCAGAUAACUACCUGCUCAUACUAAUAAGAUCUACUAAAAUGCAUAUGAAAUUAAAGGUCAGUACUGAAUUUUCAAAAUAUGUAUUUUCCCCCAGUUUCCACCUCAAGGUAUUGCACAGCUCUUUUGACAGUGCUAUGGAAACAUUAGCGGUCUCUUAGGUAAACCCCCCCCCCUUUUGAACUUCAGCAACAGCAGAUUAUAACAGGCACGUUCAGUUCAAAAGGGAUACUUUUGUGGCCAAGCAAUUUUAAAUGGCUUGUAAAUAUAUUCUACAUUUUAAGAUGCACGUAUUUAUAUAAUAUUGUACAUACAAACCUUCUGCAAAUUUGUUUUCCAGUUCUGUAUUUCCAAUGGCCUUUGCUGCUUGGCACAUCUGUCUAAGCAAUUCUUCUAGCCGCCUCAUACAUCGAAUUAUGCUCCCUGAAUGAGGAAAUAGACAUAGAGAGAGGUAGAUAGAUAUUGGUAUUAAAGCAGUCAAAAUCAAACGAACAAAUAAAUAAAUUCUGGCACGUAAAGAGCCCUUUCUGUGAAGUAAAUUAUACAGCUGCCUAUUCAAAACAGGCCUCUUGCCUCAAUUAUUAUACUUUUUUUGUGGAGCUAAUCAUGUAAAUCAAGCACAUUCAUUCAGUUCUCUUAAUCUGGAGCAAAGAGAAGGCGUGUUACAGAAAGUUAAAAAAGGGCUCUGAAAUCCACAGUAUUAUUUCCUUUAUGUAGGAUGGCCUCUGGCUAACCAUCCCCUGAAAUGGUGGCUGCUUUGUGCUCUUUUGGGUAUUCCAGACAUCCUUCCCUCUCUUACUCUGUGCCACAGGAAGGGAACACAAGAGACUCCAUGUACCAGUUUUCAGCAUUAACAUAUGCCACAGAUUUAUCGUGAAAGCACACCAUUUAAAACAGGGAACAAAGAAUCUAUUUCCCUCCCUCCUACACAUUUUCAUAUUCUGCAAUGACACACAAUGAAAGAACGUCGUGUUUCAAAUGUUCUGGGAAUCUUGUGGAUGAAUAUUAGAGCUGUAACAGGUAAAGCAGCCUGGAGGGUAUAGAUUAAGGCAGGGGUUCCCCCCCCCCAUUGAUGAAAAUUUGAAGAAAUGCAGCCCAUAAUGAACAAUUCUAUCCGUCUCAAAGAUUAAAUUUGAUUGUUUGAUUGCAGAUCUAGCAACUCCUUUAAAAAAUCACCUGGAGUCAAUUAUCAGAAGAAACAAAUCUGAGCCACAUGAGCCUGGGACACUGACCUCUUCUGUACUCUGAGCAAACUAUUAUUUCAGGAAAGAAUAAUUCCUGCUGACAAGGUUUGAUAUGAAAAAGCUAUAAAGAACAUGUUGACAUCUAGGCAACUUUCCUUGUGGUCAUAAUAGAGCAUGUGUUAUAUCAAAUCAGACACCAAAUAUAUUCCAUUUGCCAACAUAUUGAGCCUGUGCUAGACACUGAACCUACAGCUUGUAUUUUCCCACCUUCUCUCCAAAUCGUCACAAUGUCACUAAAACUUCUUCAGUGUACUUUGCUGUGACAGAGAAAAGUGCCUUUCAGUAUCACUGCUCACUUUCAGAAGCAUUUUUGUUUGCUUAUUUGAUAUAUGAAAAUAAAUAUAUGCAAUUAACAUGGAUUUAACAACAAAUGUUAAGCUACUAUCGUCAGUGCCUUGUCUAUGUUUCACAUAAUUUCUACCUUAGCAAUGGAAAUUGCUAUUGUGGGCAGCUUAACAGAAUUUAAUUAUCCCACCCUGCCUAGUGUUCAACCUCAACCAACCUAGCUCAUCGUGCAAUCCUGGUCUCCCAUUUAAUAGCAGUUUGCAUACUGGAAAACCUUUUAUCGCAUGGGGAGGGAAAGACGACACUUAUACAGCAUUUAUAAAUGCAACUGUUCACAAAAUUGCUUGCCUGCUUCACUGCAAUCAAUAAAACGUGUACCUAACAAAAGUAA